Portunus trituberculatus (swimming crab) is the source of this 1136-nucleotide messenger RNA. RefSeq names its product mitochondrial import inner membrane translocase subunit tim16-A-like (gene blp). The transcript is spliced from 4 exons. Bases 312 to 710 code for a protein of 132 amino acids. Lineage: Eukaryota; Metazoa; Arthropoda; Malacostraca; Decapoda; Portunidae. Gene Ontology annotation, biological process: protein import into mitochondrial matrix. The record is from RefSeq and is a predicted model, not a curated record. Gene Ontology annotation, cellular component: TIM23 mitochondrial import inner membrane translocase complex.
AUCUCAGUCAGGGUCAAAGCAGGAACAGUAUCGGUCUUGGUCUGGGCUGUCCUACCCACAACAAAACCAACAACAACAUUGCAGCCCUCAUAACGCCAACAUCAACACGCUAACACACCAUUGAAGGAGGUAACAACAACCAGGGAUAAGUGAAGGGGAGGAGAAGGACCUGUGUGAAGCUAAAUAAGUGGGAGAAUGGCAAUGAUAUAGAGGCAGACAUCCCCCCAGCGUGGCCGGCGAGGAGCAGCUGAUCGAGUGUUGCGUCACGCGGGGCUCUCUCUAACCUGUCAGCUGGACCCCCUCACGCUGCGAUGGCCAAGCACUUAGCCCAAGUAGUGAUUGCUGGCUUGCAGGUGGUGGGGCGUGCCUUCGCCAGGGCCUUGAAGCAGGAGAUAGCCGCGAGCCAGCAGGCAGCACAGAGGGCAGGUGGUGGGGCAGCUGGGGCACGGCACUCAGCAACCAAUCAGAAGCUGGGCAUGACACUGGAGGAGGCCAAGCAGAUCCUUAACGUGGAAGAGCUGACCGAGGAGAAGAUCCAGAAGAAUUAUGAGUAUUUGUUCAGCAUCAAUGACAAGAGUAAGGGUGGGUCUUUCUACGUCCAGAGCAAGGUGUUUCGUGCUAAGGAGCGGUUGGACAAAGAGCUGGAGGAUGUUGUGGCAGCCAAGCAAAAGCAGCAGCAUCAGGAGGCCACUCAGGAUAGUAAAACCUGAGGCUUGCUGUCACCCAUAUUGCCUCAACCAUUGUGAUACUAACCUCAGCAGCAGCCCAGCCAGGGAGCCAAGCCAUGUAGCCGAGAUACACCAUUGCCAAAAAAAUAAUUAGGCCUUUCAACGCAAAAAAUAAUACUGACUAACUUACAAUGACAGUUCAGAUUCCUCUUGCAAAAAUGCAGAAACUAUAUGAAAACUUACACUGAGAUAAAGUUCAAUCCACAGAUAAUUAAUAAAUAAUUAAACAAUAGCAAUCAUCCUCCUAGGAAUGUAAUUGUUAGGGUUUGUGCUGUAUAAAGUUGUUAGGAAACAUUUACGUGGAAAGUGAUGAAUGAGAAGAUUGUCUGUAGAGUGACGAGAACUUGUCGUGUAUCACACUACACUACUUCCAGUGCUGGUGUUUGUAAAUAAGAAUUUCUUUGUUAA